This is a messenger RNA of Pistacia vera, 2204 nucleotides long. RefSeq names its product transcription termination factor MTERF5, chloroplastic-like. The record is from RefSeq and is a predicted model, not a curated record. Gene Ontology annotation, molecular function: double-stranded DNA binding. Gene Ontology annotation, biological process: regulation of DNA-templated transcription. Lineage: Eukaryota; Viridiplantae; Streptophyta; Magnoliopsida; Sapindales; Anacardiaceae. Bases 773 to 1801 code for a protein of 342 amino acids. The transcript has 4 exons.
UUCCUUUCAUUUUUUGGUAUUUUACUUAUAAAUUUGUAUGCGCAGUAGCUUGGAGUUUUGUUUGAGCCAAGAAAAAUUGGGUUUGAUUCAUUUUUCCUUCGCAACUCACUAUCAUCUAUGUGGGUUUGUUUUUUGUUUAGUAUUAAUGGAGAUUACUGGGAUCAAAAUGAGUUCUUUAUGUGUUUUUUGUUUGCAAGUUUUAAUUCUGGAGCUGUAACAAGAUUUUCAUUUAUGUUUCGGUUUGGGUUCUUGAAGAUGGCAAUGAAGAUCCUUUCUGGAAGCUGCUCUUCUGACUUUUCAUCUCUCUUUAGAGGAGCUUUCUACAUCAAUAGGACUCGACUUACUUCUCCUGAGGAAGUGUUCUUUUGCCAAGGAAUCGGUUUUUCUAGUAGUAUUUCGACCUGCUUACAAAAGCUAAAUUACGGAUAUUAACAUGUUUCUUUCCCCUUUGUGGUAUUAACAUGAUGAUGUUUUGAUGUAAGAACAGCCGAUUCUCGUGCAAAUGAAUCAUUCAACACAAGGGUAGAACCUCCAUCGCUAUUAGCAGCUAAAAGAAAAGAAGCCAAGUCUGUGUUAACCUUGUUCUUGAUGCAGCAAGGUCUGAGCAAAGCAGUUGCUGCACGAACUGUCAAUAAAUCAGAUCAUUUCAUCGACCACCUUAUCUCAAGGCUUCAUUCUUCUCAUAAAUCUUGGAAGAGAGCUCACAGCUCUUGAGAUUAGGGACACCCUUAAUCCUUAUCUUCAAUCACUCCUUGAAGAGCAUGGAAACUUUAUGGUAGAUUUAGUGAAGAACUUUCGUACCGCACCUAUCGAACAAAAGCCAGCUUUGCCAGUUUGUCGAUCCCAUUCCAGCCUUAACUCCAAGAAGCCAGAAGCAGUCUCUCAUGUAAGCGCCCCAAGUCGAGCAGCAGAUCCAUGCCCUCAACACAGCUACCUCUUAGAGCUUGGCAUGGAUCUUGAGCAGAUCAAGUUAGCUACUUGCAAAUAUCCUAGUUUUGCCAACUACAGUUCGGAGAGGAAAAUCAAACCUCUAGUAGAGUUUCUUCUUGAUCUUGGGGUAGCUAAAUCAGAGAUUCGUAAAAUUCUUGUCCAAAGGCCUCAUUUAUGUGGACAUAGUAUAUCUGGUAAAAUAAUACCCCUGAUGUUAUACUUAGAAGAUAUGGGUGUGGACAAGAAACAGUGGGCAAAAGUUAUAUUGCGCAGCCCAGGACUCCUCAGUCUCAGCAGGCAGAAGGUUCAGGCAGUUGUUAAUUUCCUUCUUGAGUUGGGCUUAUCAGGUGAUAGCAUCGGUAAGGUGUUAACUCGGUAUCCAAGAACUGUAAGUUACAGUGUGGAAGGCAAUCUCCGGCCAACAGCCAAGUACUUCAAAAGUUUGGGGGUUAAUGUUGCCAUCGUUGUCCAUAGAUUUCCCGCGAGUCUUUGGCUUCGUAUUGAGGGCAAUCUCAAGCCAGUGACCAAAUUUUUCAAUGAAAGCGGGUUCAGUGUGGAAGAUAUUGGGACCAUGGUGUCGACAUUGCGUAAUUUAUAUGCUCUUAGCUUGACAGGGAGCUUGAUACCCAAAUGGGAGUUCUUUUUGACCAUGGGUUAUUCAAAAUCUAAGCUGGUUAAGUUCCCUCAGUAUUUUAGUUACAGUUUGGAACAGAGAAUCAGACCACGUUUUGCACUUGUCAAGGAGUUAGGACUGACAAUCGGGCUGGACUGCAUGUUAGUACGAUCAGACUGUGGCUUUGAGAAAGUUUUGAAGAUGAAGAGAAAGAAUAUGCUUGCUGACGUGCUUUCAAGUCCUACAGAGAGCAAGUAAUAUGAUCGUUGGUCAGGAACUGGAUUGUAUGGCUCCUCAAUGGAGUGCUCAUUUAGAUGGAGCAGCCCAAUGGCACAGUUUUCAGGCUUGACUUUAACAAGUUUGUUGAAGGUAUCUUUGAGUGUUGUCCACAGUGUGGUCCGUCCUUUUCAUCAAUUGUUUCUCUAAUCCUUGUCUUUGCAGAAGUUUUUUCUUCUGCGUUACUCUUUCUUGCAAGUUAGUAUUCCCAGGAAGCAUGGAAGUGAAUUCUUUCAUUGUUGUUUAUAUGAGCCUCUCUUCCUUAUCAUGCAAUUUUUUUUUGUCGCAAAUUGUUUGGCUACUUCAAUGUAAAUCUAGUACUUGUUCUUUGAAGGUAAGGUUUAUAUUCUGAACAUUAAUCUGGGAAAAGGGUUCUUUGGUUGCU